AGAUGCUUACACUGAUAUGCUGCAGGGUGCCAAGCCCCUGCCGCAUCCUCUCCUGAUGGCCCCGGGUAACCGAUCUCCUCCUGCCUGCCCGGGUGAAGAGCAUGGAUGCCUGAAGUGGGACGGACAAAGAGGGGGAAACUCUGGCCCCGUCCCGUUCUCCACUUUCAAUGAGCGCUCCGAUCAAGCAGGAGUAAACGUCCAGGUGGAACAGUCCAGCGUCUCCACGCACGCCCGCCGGUCCGUACCGUUUUCAGGUGAAAAGUGGCGCAGGGACUUACCCUUUUUUUCUUUUCUUUGUAACGCCUGGUGGAUUAUUUUACAUUCUCAGGUCGGGACAUUGCACGAGAACAUCUGGUUGACGUGCUGAACCAGUACACCACCCAUCAUGAUCAGGGCAUCACUCACUACCGUCUGCCUCGCGCUCCUGCUGUCCUGUGCUUGCUGGGCCAAGCCUAAUGGAUCAAAGAACAAGAAACCAAAGCAAGUUGUUCCAGACAUAGAGUGUGAUGUCCGAGCGGGAAAGAUCAACCUCCCAGAGUUCAUAGUCAAAUGUCCUGCACACUGCAAGGAGACAAAGCAGCAGGUCUACGGGACAGGGGUGUUCGCCUCCAUCUCCAGCAUCUGUAACGCAGCCAUCCACAGUGGCAUCCUCACCAACACAGGGGGAAAGGUGAUCGUGAGGAAGAUGGCCGGGCAGAACACUUACAAAGGCAGCAACUCCAACGGGGUGCGAUCUCUGUCGCUUCCAAAGUGGAGGGAGUCAUUUAUUGUCUCAGUGGGGAAGCCUAAGAAAGGAGUCAUCUACCCGUCUACCUUGGACUACGUCCCUUCCAGACCAACCUACGUGAAGACAAGUCAAAAGGAGGCCAAAUCCCCAGCGGGCACCACGGCACUGCCUUUGACAACUGCACCUGAACCCACCACAACUACAACGCCUGAACCCACCACCACCACCACUACACCGGCUCCGACCACCACCACCGCAGCUCCACCACCCACUACCACCAAAGCUCGAGCUGCUGUGCACAAAGUCAGGGAUGCAGGCAGCAGUCACCCGUACCUUGCCUCUGUGGCAGCCGCAAGUUCAAGGCAGUCACAAAACGGUCAAGGAAAGAGUCCCAGCCAAGUAUUCAGAGGUGGUGCCUAUCCGAAUAGAUUUCCACUACGUGCCAGUGCAGGUCUGCGCAGACCAGAGGCAGGGUCGGCCAUCAGGAGACAGCUAUCCUCUCCAGUCGGCCCAGCUUUUAACAGGGUUCAGCCAGCCCAACCCGAGCGGACACCAACCCUGAGCCAGUCCAACCCCACUUUUCCCAGAAGGGAUUGGGCCGCCCCCUCCUUUCCUCGUCCCGAUUGGUUCCCUGGAGCUCGGCGACCAGCAGAUAUUAGUAACUCAGGUCCAGACUCAGGAUACACAUGGAGCGAGACUGACACACCUGAGAUUAGCGCUCGGGAUCACAGGCCUGAUAUCUCAGAGUUUGAGCGCUGGUAUUAUAACUUUGGACCGUACCCGCCACGAUCCACCGACUCAGAUGUCAACCGUAAGAUGCCAGUGGAUGCAACCCGCACUCGAGUGGAGCCAGUGGAUGCCUGGAAACCAGAAGCAAACAUUUAUGAAUCAGGUUUUGGCACGAGGGAGCAAGAACCUGCACCUAGAGCACCUGAGCCUGUGUCACAGGGAGACCCAAAUUGUAAGGUGGACCUGGCUUUUCUGAUGGAUGGCAGCUGGAGCAUUGGGAAGCGGCGUUUUAAGAUCCAGAAGGACUUCCUGGCUGAGGUGGCUCAGACCAUCAACGUGGGUGAAAAUGGACCCAUGAUGGGCAUCAUCCAAUACGGGGACGACCCUGUGACGGAGAUCAGUCUGAAGUCUUACUUCAACUCCAGGGAGCUGAGGACAGCCGUAGAUAAGAUUGUGCAGAAGGGAGGCCUUUCAAAUGUGGGAAAGGCCCUCUCCUACGUCAACAAGCUGUACUUCAGUGACGCCAAUGGAAACCGAGGAGGAGCCUCUAACGUGGCGGUGGUGCUGGUGGACGGCUGGCCCACAGACAAGGUGGAGGAGGCGUCUCGACUCGCCCGGGAGUCGGGCAUCAACAUAUUCUUUGUCACCAUCGAGGGCGCUGAUGAAAAUGAGAAACAAAACCUGGUUGAGGCCAACUUUGUUGACAAGGCUGUGUGUCGGACAAACGGCUUCUACUCCCUGCCGGUGACCAGCUGGUUUGCCCUGAGGAAGGCAGUGCAGCCCCUGGUCAAGAGAGUGUGUGACACAGACCGCCUGAUGUGCAGCAAAACCUGCCUCAACGCCAACGACAUCGCCUUUGUCAUCGACGGCUCCAGCAGUGUGGGAACUGGCAACUUCCGCACAGUGCUGCAGUUCGUGGCCAACGUGACACGGGAGUUUGAGAUCUCUGACACGGACACGCGGGUCGGAGCUGUGCAGUACACCUACGAGCAGAGGCUGGAGUUUGCCUUCGGCCAGUACAACAACAAGGCCGAGUUGCUGAACGCCAUCAAACGCGUCAACUAUUGGAGCGGCGGCACCAGCACCGGUGCUGCCAUCACCUAUGCCGCAGAGCAGCUCUUCAGCAAAUCCAAACCCAACAAACGCAAGAUCAUGAUCGUCAUUACAGACGGUCGCUCCUACGAUGACGUCAGGGCACCUGCUCUGGCUGUCCAUCGCCAAGGUGUGAUCGCCUACUCCAUCGGCAUUGCCUGGGCGGCCCAGGACGAGCUGGAGUACAUCGCCACUGACCCCGACAAGGAGCACUCCUUCUUCGUGGACGAGUUUGACAACCUCUACAAAUUUGUACCCAAGAUCAUCAACAACAUCUGCCAGGAGUUUAAUUCGCAGCCCAGAAACUGAGGACGGACGGACGGACGGACGGACGGACAGACGGACAGACGGACGGACGGACGGACGGGUGGAGGGGAGGUGUGGAGAGGGACAUCCUGAUCGUGGGCUGUCCUGACGGAACGCUGAUUGUAAAUUUACUCACUCUGUUGCCCAGAUGGUGGUGCUUGAUUGGCUGCAGCUCCCCCCGUAUUUGAACAGGGAGGGGUUUUGAGUUUAGGAGAGCACUGGGGGUUUUGGGCGAAACAAAUCUAAAAGUGAAUUAACAUUUGGUCCCAAAUAUACAGAUGGUGCUAAUAGUAAAGGGUUUGCACACAAAGUAACCUACUGACAUGCCACGUGGUGCCAGUUGUUCUCUGUCUGCGCCUUUACAGAGAACAGUGUUCCUAAGCAUUUAAAAUGACGCUACCACUCUGUAAUAAGUCACCUUUUUAUAAUUGGUUUGUAAGUUGUAAGUAAGUUCAUUUUCAAUUUCAGUAAAUCAUUUUCUAAUGCUUUGAAGGUCAAUUAUCAAGUCAUUCAUUUAUGUUGCGCUUAUCCCUACUUAGCAUGAAACCCCUUUUUUUUUAGUUUAGCAUGCAAAUAUUUAAUGGAUUGUGCGACUUCUGACCUUCUGUAGAAGAGCUGCAGAACAUCUGGACCAAAGUUCACCCGUCAACAACUUGUCAGUGUUUACAGACUGCAGCAGAUGUGGUUGACUGAAUUUGUAACCAGGAGCUGGAAAGGCCAGAGAUUUUUUCCAUUAACUGGAAACUCAAAAUGUCAAUAAAUAAUUUAUUUUCAAUGAUUAGGGUCCUUAUGAACAACUUAAAGAACCAUGAAUAAAAGGUGCCUUACUAAGAGCUGGCACCAGAGUGACAAACAAACAGAAAGCUGCCUUAUUGGGACAUGGUGCUUGCAGAGAAAUGUUGAUUCAAAGCAUGUCUAGCACUUCCUCUUUUGGCUUAACAUACUUCAUAAACAUAAUAAUAUGGUGCUUUUUUAUAUACAAUUCUCUUUGAAGAGGAUAUACUUUCUUAGAAACAGUGCAUAUUGAUCUUCCUAAUAGGAGAGAUUUGUUAGUAGGGACAUUGUUUAAGUUCCUCUGUGCGACAAUGGUGCUGACAUAUUAGUGGUAGGUGAAAACGAGGCUCUUGUGCAACCAACAAGUGAACGUGACGCGGUACAGUAAGUCAGCAACGCGGAACAAGGAAGUGGCGGUGGAAGUGAGGAAAGAGGAAAGAGGAGCUUGUGCAGAGUGAUGGCAGAUGUUCACUUUGCUUCUCCGGAGUGAAAGCAUUUCAUCCUGUCACUCUUGUUUUCUUAUUGUGUGGUUGCUUCUAACACUGCAGGCAUUUGUUAUGUUUAAAAAAAUAUUUAUGAUUUUAUUUCCUGUUUGUACAUAUGCAUAUUAAAAGCCCUUUCGCUUAUAAUGUUCAGAUAAGUGAUCAAUGUUUUUUUGUUGUUGCAAUUUUUAAUAAAAUAAAGAAAAUUAAGAGAAAUUAAAUUG
Messenger RNA from Scophthalmus maximus (turbot), 4334 nucleotides. It is a transcript of the gene vit, whose product is annotated as vitrin. The transcript has 23 exons. The record is from RefSeq and is a predicted model, not a curated record. Gene Ontology annotation, biological process: positive regulation of cell-substrate adhesion; extracellular matrix organization. NCBI's taxonomy places the organism in Eukaryota, Metazoa, Chordata, Actinopteri, Pleuronectiformes, Scophthalmidae. Bases 386 to 2857 code for a protein of 823 amino acids.